AUUCUGAAAUACUAGUCAUCAAUUAUCAAAUAUGGUAAAACUACAGAUAACCCUGUUGGCAAUAUUGCUGGCAUCCUUGUCAGAAGCUAAGCCCGUUUUGCCAACACUGCUGGAAACUAAUAAUCAGGCUGUUACUAAAGCACCCGGUGUUUUUGAAACAGGAUAUUUUCCCACGGAACUCAAUAACGUGAAGGAAUCAGAACUUGCUCCAGGUUCACCUCCCAAACCAUUGUUACUUGCUAGACCAACUGUAGCUGGCAAAUACCCUGUCAUUCUGUUUAUUCAUGGUACCUGCCUCCUAAACUCGUUCUACAGUGACGUCCUUGUGCAUGUGGCUUCCCAUGGAUUUAUCGUGGUGGCUCCUCAGAUAUAUACUUGUACAGUCUUUGGUGCAAUACCUGUAAUUCCUAUAGACGGACAGAAAGAAGUAGACUUGUCAACAGAAGUUGCAAACUGGUUACCUUCAGGUCUAAAAUCAGUGCUAAAGGGAAGUGUUCAAGCAAAUCUAGACAAGCUUGUUAUUUCAGGCCAUAGUAGAGGAGGAAAGACAGCAUUUGCUAUGCAACUUGGAUAUUCUACAGAUGCUCUAACAACAAAAUUCUCUGCACUAGUGGGUCUAGACCCAGUAGCAGGAACUAGUAAAGAAAGCAGAACCGAUCCCAAAGUUCUCACUUACAUUCCUCACUCUUUCAACUUAUCAAUUCCAGUUUCCGUAAUUGGUACUGGGUUAGGUAGCCAGCCAUCUUGUUGGUUGGUCUGUCCUGCCUGUGCGCCGGAUGAAGUGAACCAUGCUGAGUUUUACAACGAGUGCAGACCUCCUGCUAGCCACUUUGUGGCUACAGAUUAUGGCCAUAUGGACAUGUUAAAUGAUGAUUUAUCAGGUUUGAUGGGUAUUAUGGCAAAGAGCAUGUGCAAGAACAGCAACAAACCUAAGGAUCCGAUGAGGAAAACUGUAGGUGGGAUCAUUGUGGCAUUUCUGAAGGCUUAUUUCUACGGGAACAGUAGAGACUACAAUACCAUUUUGCAAGAUCCUUCUGUUUCUCCUGCUACGCUUUAUCCCGUCGAAUCCAUGAAAGCAAAAUACCUAGCUCAAGCUUAAAGCUAAGUAGCAAUGAGUUUAUAUCUAUGCAUGUCUGCGUGCUUCCACGUAGUAAUCUAUAAAUAAAGAAGAGGCUAACGAGCGUGUGUGUUAGCUUAAUCAUGUAGUUAUGUUAAGUCUCUAGGUGUGUACUCAUGCCUCCGAGUAGUAAUCUAUAAUAUAUAUAUAUAUAUAUAUAUAUAUAUGCCA
Molecule: messenger RNA, 1288 nt
Organism: Ricinus communis (castor bean)
Lineage: Eukaryota; Viridiplantae; Streptophyta; Magnoliopsida; Malpighiales; Euphorbiaceae
Product: chlorophyllase-1-like
Exons: 2
Coding region: 32-1099 (355 amino acids)
Biological process (GO): chlorophyll catabolic process
Molecular function (GO): chlorophyllase activity
Source: RefSeq, a predicted model, not a curated record